AGCAGAUGGAUUUAAAGAACACUGUAAUAUAUCUUGUUGUUGCCGUUUAACGUUAGAACAGCACCUAAGGCAGCAGCAGAGCGCAGUAGCUUAGGAUCUUCUCAGAUUUCCUCCAAGAAGUUCAUUUCUAGUAGACCCUGGUUGAUAAAUUUAGUCUAAAACACUUGCACGUGAGCCGCUCACUUAGUUGAAGAACUCGUCAUGGAUGUUCUAGAAGAGCCUCUGCACCUCCAUGAAGACAUAACAAAAUACUGUACAGCUAAUAAAACUUUUUCAUAAAGCUGUCCAGGAAAGAAACAAGUGUUCCUACUAAAACUGAACUUAAAGCCACGGAAAUCUUUUUUUUUCUCUUAUUUUUUUUACGGGGACUAAUUUUUGUUUCGCUCUUAAGGACUCCUACAGAUGUUCUGAUCAUUGAGACUAUUAAACAGCAGCUUCUGCUUGAGAUUUUCCAAAAUUGAAGCCAUGACCCCCAUGGAAGAGGAGGAGGACCUCAGCAUCCACAGUGAGGAUAGCAGCCCCCCUGACAGCUGGUCCUUGUUACAGACCAUGAACUAUGUGGGACAGCUGGCGGGCCAGGUGUUUGUCCAGGUGAAGGAGCUGUACAGAGGACUCAACCCUGCAACUCUGUCUGGAUGCAUCGACGUCAUAGUGGUCCGACAGCCCGAUGGCUCCCUGCAGUGCUCCCCGUUCCAUGUCCGCUUUGGAAAAAUGGGUGUGCUGAGAUCCCGGGAAAAAGUGGUGGACAUAGAGAUCAAUGGGGAGCCUGUGAGCUUGCACAUGAAGUUGGGGGAGAAUGGAGAGGCCUUCUUCGUCAAGGAGAUGGAGAACAAGCUGGAAGUGGUUCCAUCCUACCUUGCAACAUCCCCCAUCUUGUCAACAGGGGAGGAUUUAAUGGAGAAGGAGCUGCGAAGCCCACAUCAUCUUGACGGCUCACAUCCUGUCCAAAGCCUGGGAGCACAGUAUGCUGAUGGAGGUACAGAAAAGAAGAGGAGAAAAAGGAGAAGAAAGGCUAGGCCAGAGGCAGGAGGAGUUGGAGGAGCUGGAGGAGCAGGCAGGAGAGAGGAGAGUGGCGAUGACUUCUCAGAGGAUGAGGACAUGUUCACUAUUGACCUGAGCUCUGAUGACGAGAAGGAGGGAGACAACUGCAGAUCCAGUGAUCAAAGCCCAUCAGCCAACGUGCACCCAAUCAGCUGGCCUCAUUUGCAAAGCUUCAGUAAUGUGGCUAAAGAGACUCCGUCCAUCCCUGCACUGUGCGGUCUCUCCAUCUCUUGUCCUCAGAUGAUAUCUCAGUUUUCUUCUCUUGCUGGCAGUCCAGAUGAAUCACCAUCAUUAACACCAAAGAGUGAUUCAGAACUGACCAAUCGGGCCAACCCUGAGAUGCAGUGGGCGUGGGGGGAGCUACCCCAGGCCGCCCAGCCACCAUUCCUCACCUCCCAUCAGAAGCAGGAUUCUUCAGUUGCAGUCUCCAUCCCAGUUACUGCCAGCACUCAUUUCAGAGCCAUCUGUGAAACAGGGCCAGUUUCUGCUUCCAUCGCUUCCUACUCCCCUCACCCUGAGGAGACUGCAGCCCUCGAAAAGGACAAAGACAAAGAGAAUGGAGAUAGAGAGAUAGAGAACAUUGGGUCGUCAUACACAGAGACGAACAGUUUUGCAGUUUGUUCAGCAACAAAGAUUUUCCCUGAUCACCUAGAUGAAGGCAGGAACAGAGGAAGCCCAAUCAUUAGGACUGAUUCACCAUCCAGGAAGAAAGAAAAGAGAAGCCAGCAUCUUGGUGCAGAUGGCAUUUAUCUGGAUGACAUUGCCGAGCUGGAGCCAGAAGUGGCUGCUUUAUAUUUCCCUAAAAGUGAUGGAGGCAGCAGCUCCAUGAAAGGGGAGUCUGAGUUGAUGAUGAUGGAUGUGAGGAGCGCCAACCAGUCUCCACAGUCAGUGAGCAGCAGUGGGAUGGACAGUGGGAUUGACAGCUUGCUGGAUCAAAUUAGCGACCUGCCCCACGUUGCAAUCUCGUUGUGUGGAGGACUUACUGACAACAAGGAGAUAACCAGAGAGCAAUUCAUGAAGAGGACAAUUUCCUACCAGCAAUUCUCAGAAAAUCCUUCCAUCAUUGAUGAUCCAAACUUGGUAGUCAAGAUAGGAAACAAAUACUACAACUGGAGCACCGCUGCUCCUGUCAUGCUGGCCAUGCAGGUCUACAAGAAGCCCCUGCCACAGUGUUGGUGUUUGAGUUAUGUCUUUUCUGCUUUCGGCUUCUUCUCGUACUGCUUCCCAAGCCUGUUUGGCUACAGCUCCUCUCCACCUGAGUCUGUGGAGAACAUCAUGAAAGAGAGGAUGCCAAAGAAGGGUGGACGCUGGUGGUUCUCGUGGAGAAGCAGGAACACUGACUCUAAAUCGGAAAUGGUAACGGAAGCAGGAGACAGAGAAGACAACUCACUAGCUAUGGCUUCAGCAAACAGCUUCAAGGAUGAGUCUUCAUCAAGUGAUGAGGAUCACAGAAUCCCCUCUCAGGUGUCUGGAUCGUGUCAGCCAGAGGUCCUUUCAGGCACUGUCUGCUAUAAGAAGACCCUCCGCCUCACUUCAGACCAAUUGGCCAGCCUGCAGCUAAAGGAAGGUCCCAACGAGGUCGUGUUCAGUGUGACCACCCAGUAUCAAGGCACCUGUCGAUGCCAUGGCACAAUCUAUCUGUGGAGCUGGAAUGACAAAAUAGUCAUCUCCGAUAUUGAUGGAACCAUUACCAGGUCUGACACCCUGGGUCACAUCCUCCCCACACUAGGAAAAGAUUGGACACACCAGGGUAUUGCACGGCUCUACCACAGAGUCAGCUUGAAUGGAUAUAAAUUUAUGUAUUGCUCAGCAAGGGCUAUUGGCAUGGCUGAUAUGACCCGAGGUUACCUGCACUGGGUCAACGAGAGGGGAACCAUGCUGCCUAUGGGCCCGGUGCUGCUCAGCCCCAGCAGUCUGUUCUCUGCCUUCCACAGGGAAGUGAUUGAGAAGAAACCAGAGAAAUUUAAGAUUGAGUGUCUCACAGACAUCAAGCACCUUUUCUACCCAAACAGUGAACCUUUCUACGCGGCGUUUGGAAACAGAGCUACGGACGUUUAUUCCUACAAGGAGGUAGGCAUUCCUCUAAACCGAAUUUUUACUGUCAAUCCAAAGGGGGAGCUGGUUCAGGAGCAUGCCAAAACAAAUGUCUCCUCCUUUGUGCGCCUGUGUGACAUGGUUGACCACGUCUUCCCAGUCCUGGACUCAGAUGGGGAGGCCAACUUCUCUCACCCUGACACUUCAGAUGAGUGCAAUUCCUGGAACAAAGAACUAUGUGACAGCACCAGUCAGGACAAGGAAGAAGACCUGCAGGGUACAAGCUGAAGAAAUGGCAUCAGUGCUAGCAGGCAGGCUGGUACAGAGUUGUUCAUUUCACAGGCUGGCAAGAGCCAACAGUUAUCUUCUAUCGGUUUGACAGCAAAGCUCAAAAGGGAUUACAAGAACAGGGAUGGAAACAACCAGCAAACUUUUUCUUUCCAUGGAUAGUGAAAGUUGCUCUCAAGCUCAAAGAAAACACAUUUUUUGAACUUUGACUACUGAUUUAAAGUAAAUGAAAGUAUUACAAAAAUAUGACACUAACAUAUGACAACAAUCAAAAGACAUCAAACAUUUGAAUCCAGGCAAAAAAACAGCUACAAAUGAUAAAAAGCUUAAACAGAACUUGUGUAGUUAAACUAGUGUGAAACUUUUGUUAAUACAACACAGUUGGAGUUCUACAAAUGUUAGAAAUUUUUAAGGGACUGCCUUUCAAACAAACUCACUCAAAAACAAGAUUGCACUGCGUACGGUAGUAUUAAUUUACUUUAUAAGUAAUUAUUUCAACUACGGUAAUCAUUUCUUUCCACAAUACUACACCUGCACAAGAAAGAAAGUAAUGCAUCUUUAAUAAUUUAUUUAUAAAGUAUUUUUCUAGUAUAUCUAUAUAAUUUGUAAAUAUAACAUGCAAAGCAUUCUCUGUAUAGCAUAUAAAGUUGUUUUAAGUUUUGCCUGGUAAAGGUAUUCAGAAUGUAGACAAAAAUGAACCAAACCCCAAACCAUUCAGUGGAUGAAAAUAUAAAGUGCAGAAAAUGUCAUCUGGAAUCUUCUGUGCCCACAUUUUUUCAGGUUCAUUUCAUACAUGUGGUCUUUUGACCGUUCUACUGUGAAACACGUGGUCAAGGCACAUUUUAACCUGUUCAGUUACGAGGCCAAUGCAAACAUAAACAGUCUGUAUUUUUUUAAAUAUGCAACUAAAGGGACUUGUAAUAUGUUAGAAUGUUAUUUAUGAUAUUACUCAUUGUUCUAACAACUAAUGCUCAUCAAUGCAAUUUUUUUCAUGGACUUAUGAAUGACUAAGAUCUUAUAUUUUUUAUGUUUAAAGUGUUGAUACUUCGCAGAUUUGUAAAAAUCUUUUGUACUUAUGUGUAAGCCGCACUAACCUGCCCUCGAGAUGCCAGGAGCACUCCUCAUCAGAAGCAUCUAUCAGGUGUUUAAUGCAUAUUUCUUUGAAGUUUAUGUUUUUAAGCACUGGUCCUCAAAACGGCUACUAUGAUGUAUUUAUAUGUGAGAUGGAAGAUGGUCUGUGAGAUUUGUACGACUUCAAUACGAUGUAACUACUCUAAAUAAACAUAAAACAAAUGAAA
Molecule: messenger RNA, 4661 nt
Organism: Oryzias latipes (Japanese medaka)
Lineage: Eukaryota; Metazoa; Chordata; Actinopteri; Beloniformes; Adrianichthyidae
Gene: lpin1a
Product: lipin 1a
Biological process (GO): fatty acid catabolic process; positive regulation of transcription by RNA polymerase II; triglyceride biosynthetic process
Cellular component (GO): mitochondrial outer membrane; nucleus
Molecular function (GO): phosphatidate phosphatase activity; transcription coactivator activity
Source: RefSeq, a predicted model, not a curated record